This is a messenger RNA of Acanthaster planci (crown-of-thorns starfish), 5950 nucleotides long. Its product is annotated as cytochrome P450 4F12-like. Gene Ontology annotation, molecular function: heme binding; oxidoreductase activity, acting on paired donors, with incorporation or reduction of molecular oxygen; monooxygenase activity. The record is from RefSeq and is a predicted model, not a curated record. NCBI's taxonomy places the organism in Eukaryota, Metazoa, Echinodermata, Asteroidea, Valvatida, Acanthasteridae.
AGCCCUGCUGCUGUUUACCUAUUCUGUGACAUCCUCCGCCUUUAUAAUUUGAUAAACAUAACAGUCGUCUGUAUCAGUGAGCCGAAAGAACAGAGGCAUGUUUGUCUCCCUGUGACAUGCGGUUACUCGUAUCUACACGUAUGCCUAUAUUCUAAAUUGAAUUGAGCACUUUACUAACUGACAAAAUUGUAAGAUGAUAAGAAUUCUGUUUUUAGAUUUGGGACAAUGGAAAACCCUCAAGAAUGCAUAAAUUUGUCUGAAGGUCAGGUAUACCUUGUGGGUUUCGUGCAUGAAAACCUUCUCUUUUCCAAAAGGCGAUUUAACACAAGAUUACACGAUGGAGUUGUUAUUGUGUAGAGGAAAAAGUGCUCUAAAAUCCCGUACGUUUCCGGUUCGUUUUUAAAAGCGAUUUCCCGUCGUCAUGGUCGGUAAGCUGUAAGAGUAAGGUCGGUCACAGAUGAAAGCCUACCGGGUAAACAACUUCUUUCUUCUGAGAUUUGACUGAAAUACCCAAAUUCUAAAGAAAUGUCUUUAUGAACUACGGAACUGUAAAUUCCCACUGUGUGUCAUGUAAUUUCUUUUGAUUUUCUAUGGAUUUGUUGAAACCAGAAUGGGUAAAAUUUAUCGAGGGGCUCCAACUUCACUAUUUAUGAUUCAGACGUUGAAGAUUCUUGCUUUUUGCGUGUCUAUUUUAAGCAGAGGACCACCAAGGUCCAUCAGACGAAACCAGAGAUUUGAAUCUUGCCAUUUGCUUUGAAUAUUGAAGAUAUGCCAAAUAAAAGAGGUAGUAAAUCAGAGAUAGAGGAAGAACAGUCUUGGAGUUAAGGAGAGGUCAGGGGUCAUCAGAAACCGUGUAAAGCCUAGACCGCCGUUAACUACACAUUUUGAUAUUUUGUCUGUCUCCUUCCAAGAUUGUUUAGCAUACCUUUCUCUGAUUUUCGACCCUUCCCAGCCACCAGACCGGAAAAAAUACUGCAUUGAUAUUUAUUCUAAGCUGGGAAACUUUUGUUUGACUUUUUCAGUGCCAUACAUUUUUUCCCUCCUGAGCCAACCAAAUUUGGAGAACUUAAAAAAGGACGCAAAAGCUUCAAACCUUCUGCACGUAGUCGUGGUGGACAGUCCCGCCGUGUGAAAAGCCCUGGGCAGUCAGGCAGAAAAUUGUGGGUUCGCUGAUGAGAGGCUUUAUAGCUGGGGGAUUUAGUCAGUGAUCCUGGGGGCUGUGUCUUGGAAAGUUUUAGAAAGGUGGUUCACCAUUAUAGAACAGUUACCCUGAGGCCACGUCGGUCGGUUGCUGCUGAUCCAGGGUCGGUCGAUACAUCAAGAGUUUUUGAUGCAGAUUUCAAAUGAUGUAACACCUCUUACGUCACUACUUGAUCUCUUGACAAGUCACUCGAUCCUCUGCGCUACUGACCCGCGAGAUAAUAAAGCGACAGGUGCCCUACGCCGUCGACGGUGCCUUAUCGAUUUGGAAAAGUUGUGCCUGUCAUUUUUCUUCCACUCUUCGGCGAUGUGAAGCUAUUUAUCAAACCAACCUUUGUCUGGUGUUUGUUGGUCGCUGUGCCAUUCUGAUCCUGUCGCGUUCAUCGAAACAAAUUGAUUUCGGAAUAUGUCGGCUUUGUCGGGUCUUUGAUCAGCCUAGAUCAUUCUUGCAGCCAUAUGGUCCGUCAGCCUUCAAGCUGAAACUAGGAACACAAGGGAAAGCUACUUGUUCAAGACACUUUUUACUUUUUGAGGUUUUGUUGUGACUGUUUUACGACCUGACAGUUAUUAAUUGUAUCAUCUACACCUCAUGCCAUCCGUCAAAUCCAACUGUCGGAAUUGUACGACAGUUUUCCCAAGCUUUCGUCAAUGUGAACAGAGUCGCCGGAAGUGGAAGAUACGACGGUUUUUACGCUACAUCAAUGUUGAUACAAGUCUCGUUACCACCAGUUCAUGUUCAUAAUUCAACAAAGCAUAGACUUAUGAUUCAUUAACUUCGUUUGAAUAAGUAUCAACGCUACACAUAAAAGGCUGUCAGACCAGACGAUACCGUGAACUAAAGAGUUUGCUCGGCGUAGAAGAGCUCCUAUACGCGCUGAUCCCCCUCUCUACGAGGACUCUCCGGAUUCAACUGCUUGAUCGUUACAACUUUCUUUCCACACCAUGGCAACCGAAGUGUCUCAGCUAACCAAGCUCGUCUCUUUUCUUCCUGCCAACUGGUGCGGGGUUCUCUUCUCCCUCCUCUCGGUAUCUUUGCUCUACCUUCUGGUCAGGUUCAUCCAGCUGUUGAGAUGGAAGCAAGCGUUCCGCUAUGCCCUGCGUGACUUCCCAAGACAUCCCAACGGCAGUUGGUUAUUGGGAGACGUCCCUGAGUACACGAAAGGCCAUAAUGGUAUGGGUCGUGAAUUUCACUUCAACUACGAGGAAGUAACGGACGCCAUGCAGUUCUGGCUCGGGCCGUUCAUGCCUGGUGUGGUGGUUUUCAGCCCGGAAACUGUCAAAGCAGUCGCCAAUAAAAACGAGCCGAAGCAGGAGUCAGUUAUGAGGUUUCUUCAGGAAUGGAUCGGCGACGGCUUGGUGGCAAGCUACGGAGAGAAGUGGGCGCGGAACAGACGACUGGUAUCACCGGCCUUCCACUACUCCGGACUUCGACCCCACGUCAACAUCUUCAGUGAAUGUGCACACAGGCUGGUGGAAAGCGUACGUGGAACAAAGUGUGUACGGAGGCCCAUUAGUCACACCAACGUCAGGCCAGACACUUAUCAAUGUACCUACGUGAGUGCAGUCCGUAAGUUAGCCGAUCUCUUCUUCAAGCGCUUCGUCACCAUGUGGCAAUACUUCGACUUUCUCUUCUACAACUGUCAGGAUGGCAAAGACUUCCGGAGAAUUCUUAAGGUGGCGCUCGACUUCUCCAAGCAGGUCAUCAUCCAACGAAGGAGCUUGGCUAAAGAAAGCCAGAAGAGGGCGUUUCGAGAUUUACUGGAUAUCUUGAUAGACGCACGGGAUGACGAAGGGAAAGGUCUUAGCGGGGAUGAAAUACAGAACGAGGUGAACACAUUCAUGUUUGGCGGUUACGAGACGACAAGCACUGCUGCCACAUGGGCCCUCUAUUGUCUGGCUCAACAUCCUGAGUAUCAGGAUAUCUGUCGAAAAGAAGUCGACGAGUUGAUGAAUGCCAAGGGCAGUGAACAUCUGGACUGGACUGACAUGAACUGUCUCCCUUUCCUGACCAUGUGCAUCAAGGAGAGUCAACGUUUGUACCCUACCGUGCCUUUUGUCUUCCGCCGUCUUACCGAGCCGCUUGUCCUGAAUGACGGCAGGGUUAUUCCGCCAGAAACGACGGUGUACAUUUCUAUGAGUGGUCUACAUCUCAAUCCCACGGUAUGGGACAACCCACAGGUGUUUUGCCCAGAGCGUUUCUCGCCAGAAAACUCUGCCAGCCGCUCGCCCCACGCCUUCCUACCUUUCUCCGCUGGACCUAGGAACUGUCUCGGACAACAGUUUGCCAUGUUUGAACUCAAGACCACCUUUGCUAUCCUGCUUCGCCAUUUUGUAUUUUCGGCAGACGAGACCAAGACGAUCAAGCUAUUCAACGCAGGCUGUCUGCGGAGCGAGACGGGUAUCCACGUGGUGAUGAUACCACGUGACAAGAUGGAUGAAAAAGACUGAGCGCGCACUUGACAUCAAUAAGGCGUGACUAGUUUCAUCGACCACACAAGGCUGAUAGAUUCGUUUUCUACGGUGAAUCAGCAAUAAUCGUGCAUGAUACAAGUGUCUAAAUUCAAUAAAAUUGUUUUUAAAAAAAUGGGAAAACAAAUAAAAUGGGAGCGCAUCGCCUGGUGGAAAAUUAUCUGGUCGAAGAGCAAGUUGGUAGCCCGGCAAGUUGGUAGCCGGCGGUCGUUAGUCAAGUUCCAUUUUCAAUUUCUCACAGAAAUCAUAGCUAAUAAGGUCUAAGAUUGAACUGGCGGUGCCAUAGCUUCAGCUUAGUUUUAUUAUAGGUUUGGGAGAAUCUUUAGAUUACGAGAGUUUUUCGAGUAGAAUAAUGCUUUAUAAAUAUUUAAGGCACUUUUCUGGGUACAUUUUGAAAAUAGUUUGAUCUCUUUUAUCGUAAAAGAGUUAAUUUGUAUUCAAUAAAAUGGUAAGAUAAUAUUGACUUCGUGGUUUGUUUUAAUGUUCUUUGAGCAUUACAGAAUUUACCACAAAGAUACCUUUCAUGUGCCGAUUUCUAUGUUUUUUUUCUCAGUGCCCCAAAAUAUGAAUUUUGAAUGUUGGUGACGAUAAAACAUGGCUGACGUUAAGAUUGAUUUCUGUUUCCAAACCACAAUUUUUUUCUUUUAAAGACUAGAUAAAGCAGACAUAAAGAAAGCCUUAAGACGACGCAUUGUGUUAUAUUAAAAUAAUGAAAUGGCACAACAGUAACCUAUAUCAGCGCACGGCCGAUCACCCUUAAACCUGUAACCCUACCCACAAUGACAUUGCCUUAGAGCUGUUGGCAAUGAUUAUGUAUCGGUCCGUGCUUGGACAACAUGGUGACCGGUUGAAAAGAUCGAAUUCUUUUCGCCAUAUCUCGCUGAAUAUAAGCCGACCCUUAAUUCAGCCACAUCACUCCUGAACUCUCUAAAAUUUCACCGUAAAUUGUUGAGUUGAGCAAAGAAGAGCAUUUAUUGGGGAUAGUGGUCAUCCUAAACUGGGCUACAAAUUUUGUAAAUUAUGUGGUAGGCCAACGGCAGCUACACAAUUGCAGAUAACGUAGUCCUCUAACCGUGUUAACUAUUCCCAUUUCCGCUAGCCGUCUCCAAUACCACCUUGGUUUGUUUUUCACUGCAGCAGGCUUAAUGUGCCGCUAUGAACUCCGGAGUACAAUUCCAUUUGGCAAGUUUAUCUCUGUCAGAUGGAGGGGCUUUUGUAAAAUCGGAAGUUUACUUCGACGAGUUUUGUCCUAUCAGCCGCUUGUCGGCACUUUUUGUCAAGCCAAGGGGAAACGGAGAUAUCCGCCUUUGCAGUUGUUCAGGCCGAUCCUGCAGACGAUUUGAGUGAAAUCCCAUUUAUAUAAAUUAUUCUCUUGUCUCUUUGCCAACUGCCCCGCGGCUGCACGCCGGCGUUUUGGACCAGGAGGAAAACCACGGGACGUUGCUUAGCAACUGUUGUCAUGGAAGAUUUGGAUCGUUGCGGUAAAUCGCUUCUUUUCACCGAACUUGUCAUAAAAUUAUCAACGUUCAGAAAAAGAGCUGAAAAUAAGAUUCCUUGCUAAAGGCAUGAGGUUUUUGUUUUCAGUGGGCGCAGAAGAUUAAUUUCCCACCAAUUUGAAGACUGAAGCUCAAUUUUCUUUUCCUGAAUCCAUGGAGUCCCCACGGUAUUACGGUCUACAGCUUCUCGGACAAAUUGAAUGUUUCAAACGAAACGGAACGGGAGAAACGAAAUUCAGUCUUAUUUAUUAUAUGAACGGGUCAAGUUGGUAGUGUGGAUUUUUCGUUCCUUCCACCUCUGCGACCCAGGUUCAAAUUUUUAGAGUUUUUGGUUCUUGCCUGACUCCGUGGGUUUACCCUGGAACAUUCAUUGGCUGGGUUUUCCUCCCACCUCUAAAACUGAACAUUUCUACAUUGCCUUCUUAAUUAUCACUUUAUCCUUACUUUUAUUGACGCAUAGGCCUAAUUCCCUGUUAGACGAACAGAUAUAAAUAGGAUAAAUAAUAAAUUGACAUUUUGCAUUUAAAGCACGUGUUGAAAAAGAACUUUGAAUUAACAUACAAUUUUACUGUUUAAACUACUUAUUUGGAAGAUAAUAAUUAUUUCUUUUUGGUUGCGGUAAAUAAAAAUGUACAUUAAAAAAAUAAAAGUCCCCUGGCCAUUUCUAUAUAUAGACAAGGACAGAUCCAAGGAAGGGGGGUAUGUUUCCUUGAAACUUUAAUUGUCUGUCUGAGGUGUGAAGACACACUUAGGGACUUUGUAUACAUUCUUUGAAGGAAGGGAAA